Molecule: messenger RNA, 1203 nt
Organism: Fusarium venenatum
Lineage: Eukaryota; Fungi; Ascomycota; Sordariomycetes; Hypocreales; Nectriaceae
Product: P-loop containing nucleoside triphosphate hydrolase protein
Cellular component (GO): cytoplasm
Molecular function (GO): GTP binding; ATP binding; ATP hydrolysis activity
Source: RefSeq, a predicted model, not a curated record
AUGGCUCCCAAGAAACCCGAAGCAGUUAUUGACAAUGUGGUCGCCUUUGGAAGGGUCCGCAAGAACCUCAAGAUGGGAUGCGUUGGUCUUCCCAACGUGGGAAAGUCCAGUUUGUUCAACCUCUUGACCGAGCAGAGCGCUGCGGCGGAGAACUACCCUUUUUGCACAAUCGAGCCCAAUGAAGCCAGAUGUGCUGUUCCCGAUGCUCGAUAUGACUUUCUUUGCGAUUUGUGGAAGCCUCCGUCCAUGUACCCAGCUUACCUUCAGGUCACCGAUAUUGCUGGCCUGAUCAAGGGCGCUUCUCAGGGAGAAGGUCUUGGUAACGCUUUCCUGUCACAUAUCCAGGCUGUCGACGGCAUCUUCCACAUUGUUCGUGCGUUUGAUAACGAUCAGGUCCUGCACGUUGAUGAUUCGAUCGACCCUGUUCGUGACUUGGACACCAUUCAGAGCGAGCUUUGCAAGAAGGACUUGGACAUUCUGGACAAGCAAAUUGUCGCUGAGGAAAUGAUUGUGAAGAAGGCCGGUGGCAAGUACAAGAUGCUUCCUCUGUUUUACGAGACCACAUCCAAGAUUCGAGCAAUGCUAGAGAAAGAACAGCCAGUCAGAGACGGAAGCUGGACCCCAGCCGAGAUUGCGCUCAUCAACGAAAAGAUUCAACUCAUCACCACCAAGCCAAUCAUCUACCUCGUCAACCUUACCAUGAAGGACUACCUCAGACAGAAGAGCAAGUACCUUCCAUCGAUAGCAAAGUGGGUGACUGAGCACGGAGGUACCGCACGAGACAUUAUCCCUUUCUCCAUCGAGUAUGAGGAGAAGCUGCACAGCAUGAAGGACGAUCCUGAUGCCCAGGCUGAGUUCCUGAAGGAGAGCAAGGUCAAGUCUAAGUUGGAAAAGAUUAUCACUGAGGGAUUCACAAAGCUUGGUCUGCAGUACUACUUCACUGCUGGAGAGAAGGAGAUCAGAUGUUGGACGAUCCCCCGAGGAUGCCUGGCGCCUCAAGCUGCGGGUGCUAUUCACAGCGACUUUGAGAGAGGAUUCAUCAAGGCCGAAGUGGUAACCUACCAAGACUUUCAUGAUCUCUGUGAGGGCAACAAGUCGAUGGCUCCAAUUAAGGCUGCUGGCAAAUAUCGCCAGGAAGGAAAAUCUUAUGUUGUACAAGACGGUGAUAUCAUCCAUUUCCAAUUCAGUAAGCAUCUUCCAUAA